UGCCGAAAGUUCUGUUUUCCCCGGCCAGAAUAAUUCAUACUGUCAACUUCAUUCCUCCCCCAAAAAGUCCUAUUCCUGUCUCCUCCCCGUCCCAUUGCUCAAUUCCUUCAUCUCCUCCUCCAUCAUGUUCCAGAGAAUCCUCCUCAGACAAGCCCAGGCUGCCCGCUCUGUGGCCACCCGCACGUCAUCGGCACCUUUGGCUGUUCGUCGCACGUCACAGCUUCCUCAGACUUUCCGCCCGCUUGUUAGCCAGCCCGCCUUCCGCAGCUAUUCCACCGAGAACCAGGCCGAGCAGAAGAAGGACGCCGAGUCCAAGGAAGCCACCGAGGACCCCGUCCAGAAGGAGCUGGAGGAGAAGAAGAAGGAAGCCGCCGACCUGAAGGACAAGUAUGUUCGCUCCGUGGCCGACUUCCUCAACCUCCAGGAGCGCACCAAGCGUGACAUGGACAACGCCCGCAACUAUGCCAUCCAGAAGUUCGCGGCCGAUCUGCUCGAGAGUAUCGACAACUUCGACCGUGCUCUCCUUGCCGUGCCUAAGGAGAAGAUCGAAUCUCCUUCCGCCGAGAACAAGGACCUGAACGAGCUGGUCACCGGUCUGAAGAUGACCCAGAACAUCCUGAUGAGCACGCUGGGCAAGCACGGUCUGGAGCGCUUCGACCCUGACGAGCUCACCGAGGAGGGCAAGCCCCAGAAGUUCGACCCCAACCGUCACGAGGCCACCUUCAUGGCCAAGGCCGAGGGCAAGGAGAACGGCGACAUCAUGUACACCCAGAGCAAGGGAUUCAUCCUGAACGGCCGUGUCCUGAGAGCUGCCAAGGUCGGCGUUGUCAAGAAUGACUAAAUGCCCCACUUUUUCAGCUCUUGACACCUUUUCCCAUUUCUCCUUCUAAUCUUCUCUCUGUAUAAUAUACCAAAAUAUGUCUUUUUCUUUGUUAUGACGGGGGUCAACCCACGGUAUUUUCUCUACUGGGACUGAUUUCUCAAAAUCUUCACGUUCCUCGGAUCAUUGCUGCUUUUUGUCUAUGAUUGCAUGUGUAUGAUACACCU
This is a messenger RNA of Aspergillus steynii IBT 23096, 1047 nucleotides long. RefSeq names its product mitochondrial nucleotide exchange factor MGE1 (gene grpE). The record is from RefSeq and is a predicted model, not a curated record. The transcript is spliced from 3 exons. The coding region runs from base 125 to 841 and encodes 238 amino acids. Gene Ontology annotation, molecular function: protein homodimerization activity; adenyl-nucleotide exchange factor activity; protein-folding chaperone binding. Lineage: Eukaryota; Fungi; Ascomycota; Eurotiomycetes; Eurotiales; Aspergillaceae. Gene Ontology annotation, cellular component: PAM complex, Tim23 associated import motor. Gene Ontology annotation, biological process: protein import into mitochondrial matrix; protein folding.